This is a messenger RNA of Lolium rigidum, 1431 nucleotides long. RefSeq names its product anthocyanin 3'-O-beta-glucosyltransferase-like. Lineage: Eukaryota; Viridiplantae; Streptophyta; Magnoliopsida; Poales; Poaceae. The coding region runs from base 1 to 1431 and encodes 476 amino acids. Gene Ontology annotation, molecular function: UDP-glycosyltransferase activity. The record is from RefSeq and is a predicted model, not a curated record. The transcript has a single exon.
AUGGCCACCACCAACUACACUAACGGCUGCGCUGCACCGAACAAUGCCGCGAACGGCGCCAGCAACCAUGUGGUCUUGUUCCCGUUCAUGGCGAAGUUCCACACCCUCCCACUGCUUGACUUUGCCACGGCGCUCUCCAUGCACCAAAAGAGCCUCCGCGUCACCGUGGUCGUCACGCCGGCCAACGUCGCCUUCGCCCGCAGCCGCCUCCCCGCGUCGGUACACCUAGCCGUUCUGCCGUUCCCCUCGCUGCCGCCUCUGCCGGCCGGCGUCGAGUCCACGGACGCACUGCCCAGCCCGGCCCUCUACCCGGCGUUCCUGAAGGCGACAACGCUCCUCCGUGAGCCUUUGGCCGAGUUCAUGGCGUCGCUCCCGUCCCCGCCGCUCGUGCUGGUGUCCGACUUCUUUCUCGGAUUCACGCAGCGUGUUGCGGCUGACGCCGGCGUCCGCCGCAUCGUGUUCCACGGCAUGUCUUGCUUCUCCCUGGCCGUGUGCAAAUCUCUGAUGCUGAGCCCGCCGCCCAGCCACGAGCACGGCGCCAGCUUCCACGUGGCCCGUAUGCCGGAACACGUGAGGGUCACGAUGGCGGAUGUCCCGGACACUAUAGCGAACAUCGCCAACCCCGAGCACCCGGUGACCCGCUUCAUGAUCGACAACAUCGGAGAUUCGGACGAGCGUAGCUGGGGCGUCCUUGUCAAUAGCUUCGGCAUGGUGGACGAGGACUACGUGGCGCCCCUCAUGUCGUUCUACCGGCCGGAAGUCCGUGCCUGGCUGGUCGGUCCGCUUUUUCUCGCCGCCGGCGACAUGCCGGAGCACGAGGAGAAUGUUGACCCCGAGGGCUGCCUCCCCUGGCUUGACGAGAGGGCAGAGCGGUCGGAAUCGGUGAUCUACGUGUCGUUCGGCACGCAGGCCUACGUCCCCGACAAGCAGCUCGACGAGCUGGCGCACGGGCUAGUGCAGUCCGGCCACCCCUUCCUCUGGGCAGUCCGAUCCGGCACGUGGUCGCCGCCGGUCGACGUGGGGCCCCAGGGACGGAUCAUUCGUGGAGGCAUCAUCCCCCAGAGAAGCGUGCUCUCUCACCGUGCGCUGGGAGGGUUCUUGAGCCACUGUGGGUGGAGCUCGGUGAUGGAGAGCCUCGCGGCAGGGAAGCCUGUGCUGGCGUGGCCGCUGAUGGCCGAGCAGCACCUCAACGCGAAGCAUGUCACCGACAUAAUCGGCGCUGGUGUCAGGAUCAGCGCCGGGGGCGCGGUCGUCGACAGGACGGAGGUGGAGGAGAAGGUGAGGAGGCUGAUGGACGCCGGCGAGGAAGGGCAGAAGAUGCGGGAGAGGGCCACCUGGGCGCGGCAGGAGGCGAAGGCAGCGGUGAGCGGCGGUGGCACGUCGCACGAGGCACUGAUGAAGCUGGUGGAAGAGCUGCAGCGAACAGGAUAA